Lutra lutra (Eurasian river otter) is the source of this 667-nucleotide messenger RNA. Its product is annotated as interferon alpha-inducible protein 27-like protein 2. The transcript is spliced from 5 exons. Gene Ontology annotation, cellular component: membrane; mitochondrion. NCBI's taxonomy places the organism in Eukaryota, Metazoa, Chordata, Mammalia, Carnivora, Mustelidae. Gene Ontology annotation, biological process: apoptotic signaling pathway. Bases 207 to 506 code for a protein of 99 amino acids. The record is from RefSeq and is a predicted model, not a curated record.
AUUCCCAGUAAAAAUAAAACCUAUCCCAUUGGUUGUGCUCAAAGUGGGAGUCAAAGAGGAAGUUGCUAUAAAAGCCGGGAGUCUGAUCUGGAAAACACAGCCAAGCUCAGACCUCAGGUCGGUUACCAGAGGAUCUGCUUCUGGUUGCCCUGAACCAGGCUACAGCUUCCGUGGGAUCCCUGCUGGGAACACUGAAAGUCUCCAGAAUGGCAGCAUUGACUCUUUCCAGAGUCGGAGUCAAGACUGUGGCAGCUGUGAUAGGAGGAGUCGUGUCCGUGGCGUCUGUGCCCACCGUGCUGGGCGCCGUGGGCUUCACUGGGGCCGGAAUCGCUGCCUCCUCGCUAGCAGCCAAGAUGAUGUCCUCUGCUGCCAUCGCCAACGGGGGUGGCAUCGCCGCUGGCAGCCUGGUGGCAACACUGCAGUCCGUGGGAGCAGCAGGACUCUCGCUGUCAACCAAGAUCAUCCUGGGCUCCCUGGGCUCUGUGUUCACGUUCCUGAGCUUCUAAGAGUUUCCCUCCUCUCUGCCUGCAAAGAAGAGGACGGCCCUCCUCAGCUCCUCCCCACCCCUCCCCGCCCCUCACCCCCCCCCCAUGCAGGGAGGGACCAGUCCCUGGCUGACAAGUGUGUCCUGAGGAAAAUAAGCAAUAAAAAUUGUAGUUGCAGCCCA